AUGGGUCUCGUGCACAGGAUCCGCUCGUCCCCGAGCUACCUCUUUAUUAAGUGCUAUCUAAUAUGUACGCUAGUGACGCUCUUUGCUGCGCGGCCACUGUCCUCGCGGCUGAAUGCGAAUGGCCCGUGGACCUGGUACGAGUCGACGGAGGGCGGGCAUGGCAUGUCGUCGUGGGGGCGCAUGCAAGCGCUUCUGGCCGGCGCGACGAGGCGUGAGAGCCGUACUGAGGCAACAGAAGGCCAGUCUCCGAUGGGCAUGCACUCACUAGGCGCGUGGUGGCAGGAGCGCCGCUUUCCAUUCCUGUUUCCCCCGCCGCAGAUCCCCCUGUCGCUGCCGCCGCCGGUGCGCCUGCCGCGCAUCCCGAUGCUCGAGCGGUGGCGUCUCCGGUGGCACGACAUGUCGCAUCUGCGGCGCCUCGUGGAAGUGGAUGACGAGGACGUGGAAACGUUCCCGGAGCUCGAGUGGGACGCGCAGGUGCGGUGCUCCUCGGAGCUGCAUGCAGACGAGCAGGCGGCGAUUGACAAGCGGCGGUACCUCAUGUCCUCGGAGGGCACGAAUGCGCUCGCCCACUUUCUCCAGCUGCCGGAAGGCGAGUAUGUGCAUCCCGACGAUGUGCCGCUCAUUGCGAUCGGCGGCUCUGGCGGCGGGUACCGCGCCAUGUUUGGCUACUCGGGCUUCCUCAAGGAGGCGGAGAACACGGGCCUAUGGCAGUGCACAACGUGGUGCUCGGCGGUGAGCGGCUCAUGCUGGACGCUCGCGGCCUACUACACCAUCGCGCAGUGCUCGACGGACGUGCUGAUCGCGCAUCUCCUUGCAAUGGCGCACGAAGAGGCGCACCCGAUGAGUCUACAAGCGAUGGACCGCAUCGCACGCUCGUCGCGCGGUAUCUACUACCUGCUUGGUCCUCUGCUGCGCAAGUCCCGCAACAAGAAGCUGCACUGCCGCAUCAUGGAUUUUUACGCCACGCUCGUCCUCUCGUACCAAUUUCUGCCGCGCCCCCUCGCGCUUUUCGGCACGGACUACUCGUACAAUGGGCCGCGCACGAACCAGGAGCCGUCCUUGCACGAGCACUCGCUCUGGGCCAAGUACGAGCCGAGCGAGGGCCUCAGCCGCAAGUCGUUCCAGUGGUCAAAGGUGUGGGAGCGCACGCGUGUGAACGAAGGACUACAGCCUAUCCCGAUCCUCACGGGCGUGCGCCGCGUAUGGCGGCCGUACCCUGCGGGCGAUGCGCCGGUGCAGGGCCCCUCGCACGAUGGCCCGCCGCUCGUCGGCAGCGGCUACGACUGGUACGAGAUCUCGCCGCUCGAGCUCGGCUGCCGCAGCAUUGGCGCAUGGAUCCCGACGUGGGCGUACGGCCGCACAUUUGAAAAUGGGCGCUCGACGCACCGCGCGCCGGAGCAGAUGCUCACGGCAAUCGUGGGCCAGUGCACCGGUGCGCCGGCGGGGCCACUCACUGCGUAUAUUACGACGAUGCUUGCGUCUAUUCCACAGGGCACCGUCAUGUCUACGCUGCUCAGCUGGGUGAACGACUUUGUCAAGAUGAAGCAGUGGGAGAAGCGCUGGGGCAAUCCGAUCCGCGCGGCCGACGAGCCGAAUCCUUUCUACGGACGCGGCAUGGACGAUGUGGUCAUCAACAUGGACAGUGCGACGCCUUCUGUGCCCCCACCGCCCCCGGCUGUGACGCGGCCUGCAUCGCCGCUGCCGCCGCCGCCUCCGCCGACGGACGACGAGGCGCGGCCUGCGGAUCCGAUCAACACAUUCUUCACGCAGCUGCCGCGCCUGCCGGAAUUUGCACUAGAGCACAGGUUGCGUCCGCGGCGCGGAAGUGAUGCGUCUGCCUCGACGUCCCUGCUGGAGAAUGAUCCCGAGACGUUCAUGGCGCCCAUGGAGGACCUCGACGUCGUGCACGACGACGAGGAGGUCGGUGGAAAUACGCACACGCGGCAGUGGAAGUGGGAGCACACGCGCCGGCUGCGCUUGAUGGACAGUGGUCUCUCGAACAACCUGCCGAACCAUGUGCUGGCGCGGGAGGAGCGCCAGGCCGAUGUGAUUAUUUCGUUCGAUGCAUCCUCAGACGUCAAGACCGGCGCUGCGCUCGAGCGCCUGCACGAGUUUGGCCGCGAAUUCCACAUUGAUAUCCGCCCGCGCCCUGUGGGCGACGAGCCCGACGUGGAAAUCAGCUCGACCGACGGCCCCGAGACGACUGUGGGGCAGCGCCCGUCGCUGUCGCCUUCGGCGAUGCAGCGCGACCUCGAGUCGGAGGCGGAGCGCAUGCGCCUCCAAUACGAGCACAAGUACGCACAGCGCCUUGACGGCUGGCGCCAGAAGAACGGGCCGGCCGAGGGCCGCGAACCUGACAUCAACUUUGUGUACUGCCCGCUGCUCCCGAACGCCGCGCAGCCUGGUUUUGAUCCUACGACUGCCCACUACAGCACCUCGUACAACCUCAUUUGGACGGCGGAUCAGGUGCGUGCGCUCCUGCGCACGGCCAUGGCCAACGUGGAAGAGGGCAGUCGCUCGGUGCGUGUCAUUCGCGAUGCGGUGCGUGAGGCGUACGAGCGCAAGAAGAAGGCGCGUCUUGCACGUGAGGCAGGCGUACCGAGCGUCACCGUGACAGACACGGGCCAUGUGCCCCACAGGCGCUCGAGCCCGACGCCGGCCGACCCCGACCCGCCCAUGGGACCGCGAGGCGUGGCGGGCCCAGUGCCGGGCGAGCACAUGGACGACGCGCCCGCGGACGAUAGCGAGCUGAAGUCCCCGCGCGCUCCUACUCCGGCGCCGGCGCCGGACAAGGACAACUCGCCGGCCGGCCCUGACUCUGUGUGUGCGACGGCGCCGCUCGGGGCCUCUCCGCUGGCGAUGCUGGCGCCCGCCGUGACGGCGGCUUGA
Messenger RNA from Malassezia sympodialis ATCC 42132, 2889 nucleotides. RefSeq lists its product as uncharacterized. Lineage: Eukaryota; Fungi; Basidiomycota; Malasseziomycetes; Malasseziales; Malasseziaceae. Gene Ontology annotation, cellular component: cytosol. Gene Ontology annotation, biological process: glycerophospholipid catabolic process. Gene Ontology annotation, molecular function: A2-type glycerophospholipase activity. The record is from RefSeq and is a predicted model, not a curated record.